AUGACAGGGAACAAGAAGGGCGUGUGUUUUGAGAUAGCAUUGGCGGUUCCCAAAUGGGGUGAAAACAGAGGAGAUGAGAGAGAGGGAGCUCAUUGCGUUGAUGUUCUUGUUGAUGAGCUCAGGAAAAAUGGGCUCAUUGUUGAAAGAGAUGAUGGCCUUCAAAAUGAAUUCAUCAAGUUGGCAGCAUCGGAUGAAGUCAUUGGAAGGGCUGCAGCUGCAUUGCAGUUCAGAAAGCCAACUUAUUUAGGGAUGGAUCUUCCAUUUGAAUGGGAGGAGGCCGAGGCUUUCAUUAGGCUACCAGACGGCUCCUUGUUCAGUUGGUGCGAACGAUUCCAUUGCUACAAUCAUAUAAUAUACGGGAUUGUAAACACUGCAGAGUCUGUUGUAGUGCUGAGAUCUGAUAGUAAAGAAGAAAACUGGAAACCGGGGGAAUCUCUACUCCUGAAAUUAGAGGCAAUGGACGUCGUCAAAGAAGUAUUUCCACUGCAUGAUGAAAAGAAGCGAAAGCAACUCUUAAAAAGUUGGGCGAUGAACUGGUCAGACGUCACACACCAGCCAAUCGAUGAUAUUUGUGCCUAUUAUGGGAUGAAGAUCGCCACCUAUUUUACGUUCCUUGGGAUGUAUACAAGGUGGUUACUAUUUCCGGCUUCGCUGGGUCUUGUGGUGCAGUUGAUGGACUUUGGAUCGUUGCAAUUUGCGGUUCUUCCAUUUUUCUUCAUGUCCUUCAUAUCAUGGGUUGUCCUGUUUUUCCAAUUCUGGAAACGCAAGAAUGCAGCCAUUUCAGCUAGGCUGCAGAUAUAUAAUUCAGCCUCUUUGGAAUGCGAGUAUAGAUCUAUGAAACCGGAGCCAAGCUUGUCUCGGUUUCCCUCAGAACACAUGAGGAAACAAAAUAUAGAUAGAAUGAGAGAAAAGGCGAAUUUCCAGAGGCAAGAGUGGUUUACUUGGCUGCUAAGAGUAAGGAACGACGCCUUCAUCAUACUGAGCAUCAUAUGUCUCCAGCUACCGUUCGAGUUAACUUAUGCUCAUCUUUACGAGGAUCUAGGAACAGAUGUUCUAAAGUUUGGUCUAACGGCAGUUUACCUCCUCGUGAUCCAGUACUUCACAAGGAUGGGUGGCAAGGUUGCUGUGAAACUUAUUAAAUACGAAAAAUUCGACACUGCAGAGAACAAAGCAAACAGCUUAGUAUACAAGGUAUUUGGCGUCUAUUUCAUGCAAUCGUAUAUUGGAGUAUUUUAUCAUGCUCUACUGCAUCGUAAUAUCACAACUCUCCGACAACUUCUAAUCCAACGCCUGGUAAUAUCCGAGGUGAUUGAGAAUCUACUGGAAAAUGCUAUUCCGUAUUUGUCGUAUCGCUUCAAGAAAUACAGAGCUGUCAGGAACAAGGGAAAGCGAGACAAAGAGUCAUCAACUGGCAAAUCGCGCUUUACUAGGGUCGAGAAGGAGUACCUUAAACCUGCUUACAAUGCAAGUAUAGGCCAGGAAAUCGAAGAUGGACUUUUUGAUGAUUUUCUGGAGUUGGUGCUGCAGUUCGGAAUGAUCAUGAUGUUUGCUUGUGCAUUUCCUCUUGCAUUCGCCUUCGCAGCAAUGACUAACAUAACAGAGAUUAGAGCAGAUGCUCUGAAGUUGCUUGCAAUGAUGAGAAGGCCCACACCUCGUGCUGAAGAGACGAUUGGAGCAUGGCUAAAUAUUUUUCAGUUUCUGAUAGUGAUGUCGAUAUGCACUAAUAGCGCCCUCCUAGUAUGCAUGUAUGAUCGCGAAGGAAACUGGAACCUGUCGCCCGGGCUUGCUGCAAUCCUAGUCAUGGAACACGUUCUCUUGUUCAUCAAAUUUGGAUUCUCGCGCAUUGUCCCAGAAGAGCCGGCAUGGGUGAAAGCUGCUCGGGUGAAGAAUGCGACUCAAGCAGAACAGGUGUGUACUAGACAACUUUUGAGAAGCCUUUACGGUGAUGAGAAAUGCUUCGAUGAAGUAAGGUCUCAUGUAUCCAAAAAGGAUGCCUAGGGACGUUGAAUCGCCAGAACCGGCUUCGAUUCUGAGACCUCGUGAGUCGUGGAAUAUGAUCCAGCUCUCGCCUAUUGUAGGAUCUGCCCGGAAGAGGUGAGAGUGACCGGUGUGAUGGUCGUUGUCCGAACGGAACAGAUUGUUGUGUUAUGUGUGUGUUAUUACUUAGGGUUUUGUUUGCAAUUAGAGUAUGUGUUAUGUAACAAAAAUAGUUAUUGUUUGCCUAUGAUUUUGCUUGUCUGUAUGUA
Molecule: messenger RNA, 2246 nt
Organism: Salvia splendens (bonfire salvia)
Lineage: Eukaryota; Viridiplantae; Streptophyta; Magnoliopsida; Lamiales; Lamiaceae
Product: anoctamin-like protein At1g73020
Exons: 16
Coding region: 1-1998 (665 amino acids)
Biological process (GO): chloride transmembrane transport
Molecular function (GO): chloride channel activity
Source: RefSeq, a predicted model, not a curated record